Hippocampus zosterae (dwarf seahorse) is the source of this 6650-nucleotide messenger RNA. It is a transcript of the gene msi2b, whose product is annotated as musashi RNA-binding protein 2b. The record is from RefSeq and is a predicted model, not a curated record. The coding region runs from base 181 to 1404 and encodes 407 amino acids. The transcript has 15 exons. Gene Ontology annotation, cellular component: cytoplasm. Lineage: Eukaryota; Metazoa; Chordata; Actinopteri; Syngnathiformes; Syngnathidae. Gene Ontology annotation, molecular function: RNA binding.
GAGGAGGUGGUGGAGGAAGAGGAGGAGGAGGGAGCAGGGAGCAGGGGGCUGAGCUGAUCCCACGUGUGACGCUGUCGUUCCCGGCUCAGUAAUAUUCUCAUAGCGGGGCUUUGCAUAUCUCCUGCUUGUCUGUGUGUCUGUCACUGUUCCUGUAGUCCCAGCCGAUAGUUCGGAACAGCUAUGGAAGGAGACGGGAGUCAAGCCACAUCCGGAAGCCUAAAUGACUCACAACAUGACCCGGGUAAAAUGUUUAUCGGUGGCCUCAGCUGGCAAACCUCACCAGACAGCCUUAGAGACUAUUUUAGUAAAUUUGGAGAGAUACGAGAAUGUAUGGUGAUGCGAGACCCCACGACGAAACGCUCAAGAGGAUUUGGGUUUGUUACAUUUACAGAUGCUGCCAGCGUAGAAAAAGUCUUAGCUCAGCAACACCACGAAUUAGACUCAAAGACGAUUGAUCCUAAGGUUGCCUUUCCACGUCGCGCCCAGCCUAAGAUGGUCACAAGAACGAAGAAAAUAUUCGUGGGUGGCCUCUCAGCCAAUACAGUAGUGGAAGAUGUGAAGCAGUAUUUUGAACAGUUUGGGAAGGUCGAUGACGCCAUGCUUAUGUUUGAUAAGACUACGAACAGACAUAGAGGGUUCGGUUUCAUAACUUUUGAGAGUGAAGACAUCGUUGAGAAAGUCUGUGAAAUUCAUUUUCAUGAAAUCAAUAAUAAAAUGGUAGAAUGUAAGAAAGCCCAGCCCAAGGAGGUGAUGUUCCCGCCUGGCACGCGAGGGCGAGCCAGGGGUCUGCCCUACACCAUGGAUGCCUUCAUGCUGGGGAUGGGCAUGCUGAGUUACCCGAAUAUUGUGGCAACGUAUGGCCGUGGAUACACUGGAUUUGCACCCAGCUACAGCUACCAGUUCCCUGGCUUCCCAGCGACGGCAUACGGACCGGUGGCGGCGGCGGCAGUCGUAGCAGCGCGUGGCUCAGGUAGGGGGGCCCGUGGAAGAGGCGGCUACUUGGCGUACCCACAGAGCACAGGGCCAGGCCUCCCCGAUUAUGGGUUUUACUCCACACCCGGUGACCAAAGGGGGGGGCCCUGCUCCUUUGCUGACUAUGGCUCCCUGGGGCCCCAGGCGGCUCAGAUGCUGCACAGUGAGCAUGCCACCUCCGCCUGCAACUCCCCCCUCCAGCACCUACACAGCCCGGAUCAGUUUAAGAACCCAGGCGCCAACCCAUCAAGGCCCGGAGGUUUCCACGGAGCCAAUAGCCCAGGGCCCGUGGCCGAUCUUUACGGACCCAGCACCCAAGAUUCAGCCGUGGGCAACUACAUCAGCGCCGCCAGCCCUCAGCCCGGUUCUGGGUUCGGCCCCAGCAUCACUGGCCCCUUGAUUGCGACAGCUUUUACAAAUGGAUACCAUUGAACAGGUGGCCUGCUUGCCAUCUCAUCAGAGCAGAGUUUGUCUGGCGGCCCAGGAAAGACGGGACGAAGUUUCUAAUUGGCUUUGUGUGCAGGUGGCGCUACUGAGGCACAGCGGACAGGCUAAAAGAGCCAGCAAGUGGUAACCAUAUGAAGAAGAAAAGAAACUGUUGAGUCAUCUCAGAAAAAAAAGAACAACUGCUGUACUAUAUUCCAAACCUCCUAUAACGUCAGCGCCCUGGUUUGGUUUGAUGUUUCACGUCUCUUUCCGCCUCUUUUCUUUCCUGUGCGUCGGUUGCUCUGAUUUUAGCACCACACGAUGUUUGUGUCAUUUUGUUUGUUUUCUUUUUCUGCUUUUUAAACUGUGGUCGACAUGGCAGAAAAAAAAGAAGAAAUCAGCUUGUAAUGUCUUUGGUAGCUUGAAGGUGAAAUGAAGCAUUCAAGCUCAACCCACACACACACACACACAAAGACAGUCGCUGUGCAAGAUUCUUAGAUUUGAAAAAAAAAUCGGCAAAUCGGCUAUGAUGGUAUCAAAAUAAUAAAUCUGAGUAGCGCUUUUAUUUCUUGUGAUGUCUCAUUGAUAACCAUGAUGACCUAUUUUUAGGCAAUACAAAGAGGACUCCAAUAUUUUUAUGGUCCUUUUUUUAUAAGUGUUGUUUUUGUUGUUUAGAAAUAUAUAAAUAUUAAGUGUGUGUGAUUGUGUGUGUGUGUGUGUAUAUAUAUAUAUAUAUAUAUAUAUAUAUAUAUAUAUAUAUAUUAUACAUAUACAGUACAUACACACGCAUAUAUAUGCUAUAACAAAUUUCAUAUAAACAUUGUGAAAACUUGCGAAAAAGUAAUGUAGCUGUACAUAUUAUUCCAGUCACUGCAUAUAACCAACUCAGUGAAAGAAUAGCAUAUUUUUGUGAUGGUGUGUCAAAGAACAUGUUAUAGCGUGUGAAUAGAAGAAAAGGCUGUAAACACUCAUGAUUCUGAUGAUGAUGAUGAUGAUUAUUAUUGUUAUUGUUAUUAUUAUGAUACCUUACCCCCGCCCCGUCCCCCCCACUGGAAGACGGUAACCGCCCUUAGACCAACACACACUUGUUGCUCUGUAAAUAGUCAAAAGCUGAAUCGUUUUAUAGCGUCAAACCAGCAAAUUUAUGAAUGGUGUGUUCAGUCAGUCAAGAUUUAUGAAAUUUAAAAAAAAAGAGGAAAAAAAGAAAAAAUAACAACAAAAAAGAUCCGAAUUGGUAUCUUUUGUGAAGCUGUAAAGAUGAGGAGAAGAAGAAAAAAAAAGAUUUUAAUCCAAAGCACACUGUACUUUUAGAUUGCAUUUUGUGCAUUUAUGCGGACACUUUUAUACUCUUCUGGGUUUUCUCUUAUUGUUUGUAUCAUCCUGCUCCUUCCCAAAUUCUUUUGGGAACAAACAAUGUAUGGGCUCUGCGCAUGAGCUCGCUUGUGUUUUUGUUUUGUUUUUUGUUGUUGUUUGAAUUAGGAAAGGUUUUUUUGUUUUUUUAUACCAUACCUCAGCCUUGGGAAUUCUGUUGUGGAAUCAUGGGCAGGUUUAAUUUAUUCUCACGUAAAUGAAAACACUGAAUGAUUGAAAUAGAUCUAUUGAUUAAAAAAAAAACAGAGAGAAAAGAAAUCAUUGCACUGUGAGUAGUGAAGUACAGGCCAUUUCCUAUUUGCACAUGUUCAUGUUGGCUUUUUAAAAGGCGGCCCUGUGCUUUGGGAUUAGCGUGAAGGAUUUUUUUUUUUUUUUUUGAUUCGCCUGUUCUGAAAUAGACAAAACACCUUUGAAUUGUGAGGUGACUCAACAGCUUUGCUAAAUAGUAGUUGACAUGUUUGACCUUUGCUUUGCUUUUAUUGGACCCGUGACUCAUCUGAACGUAUUUAUUCUGGGUCUCACACUGAAUUACUCAUUCUCAAACCACAAACGUUUCGCUUGUAAUAAUAAUAAUAAUAAUAAUAAUGAUGAUACGCUCCCGGAGUGUCGUCAGCUAUUUCAAGGUCAUCCGGCGGAAUGGAUGGUGUGCAUUCUGCUGCAUAAUAAUUAUGUAUCGUUUAUUUUUUUUCCUGUUGUUUUUGUUGUUGCCGUUGUUGUUGUUCCUCCCACUUGCAAACAACCAGGUUAAGAAAUAUGCUGGAUACCUUUAAAGUCAAUGGUAUGGAAUGAUCAAGUAAUAAUUUAAAGGAGAGAAAAAAAAUACAACUUGUAAUGUUCACAUGUAAAAGAAAAUACAAAAAUGACCAAAAAAACCCAAGGACAAACAAACAAAAAAAAGAAGAAAAAAAAAGAAAGAUGCUUAUUUGCUGAUUUCUAGUUCAAUUUUGUUGUGGUUUCUAUAUGAAUAAUAAUUGUACUAUACUAUUAAAAUGUACUGUGCAUCCAUUACUUUUAUCUCUUUCCAUCCUCGGAAGAUCUUUUGUUACUCAUUCAUGUAUUUCAUGGGUGUGUAAAGAAAUAACUUGUAAACGCUGUGCUGUCUUUGCUCCCAGUCUAGUGCUUCAUUGUUGUUCUCCCCUCUGCUCCGCCUCUCCUUCCUUUUCCUCUUCCUCUUCCCUUCUCUGGCCUCCCCCCACCUCCCUUGAAGUACAAGUAGAUGUUUUGUAGAACUCACGAAUAUGAUAGAUGUAGUGACUGUAGUAGAUUUAGGACCAGUCAAGAUAGACACUAGACCUUUCUCUCAGCGACCAUGUUAGUCUCACAUCAUCACACUUGGACCUUUCAGUUCUUGUUUUUCCUUCCUCUUCUUCUACUCCUUCUUCUUCUGUUGACGUCACUUCUCUCGCGUGGUUUCAGCGAACCAAAGCUCUCGUAGAUGGACGAUAGAGGGAAACACUUGCUGGGAGGUGGAAGUGUACACAAAGGCAUUAUUUGGAUAUCCCACCCUUGAAUGUUUUUAAAGGGGUGUGCCAUACUACCUUAAAUGCUAACGCUCGAUAUGCAAAAUGUGUAUUCUUUGAUUUGCUUUUGCAAAGGGGCGCGCCGUCAUCGUUUCUCAAGCGCGAGUCCGUCGUUUCUAUCGAACCGCUGACUCUUUCAAGACCACUCUUAAAUAGUUAUGUUAGUCCAAGGGUGAUUUAUGCGGAGUUUAUAACUCCUUGAGAUGUAAUACAUUGGAAUAGAAUGGGUGGAAAAGAAAUUUGAACCCGGGCCCGAGAAUCCAAUCGCUUGAACCAGUCAUAUUCAAAACGGCAAGGGCUUCAAGUGGGAUACUUUCAUAUCGUGAUUCCUCAAAUAGUGACUGUGGGAGUGUUUGAGAUGAGGCUUCGCUCCUUGGCGCCUCUCUGGUAAUGGAGAUGGAAGUAAUUGUUGCCCACCCGCGUUUUGCGCCAUCGCAUACGAUCGAAGCUCAAGCGCUUUUUGCACUUGCGGCAAAGAAUGUAAGACCAUCCCACAUUUGCACAUUGUUUAGUUAUUUGUUUAACUGACACGUUUCUUUUUUAAACCGCCGUUUCUAAAUUUACCGUAGUUUGUCGAAAACCACAAUUGAAAUGAUACCAAAAGGAUGGUGUGAUGAACUUACCUCACUGUACUGUGACAAUUUUCUUCUUCGUUAACGUCAAUAAUGCUGUCCAAAAGCUAUGAUGUCGCGCUACAUACUCUUGUAGCUGUUUGGUAGCCUAUUCAUGUUCAACAAAUCAGGUUUUUGUGCGCCAGACCAAACAUUAGCAAUUGGUGGAAAGGCAGCUACAGUUAAGGUAAUUCUCCAUCAAAGUGUAAUUUUGGCUAGCCGGUCUAGUAGAGUGAUGGCCACUAUUUGAGGAAAUAGGAUAUUCAUAAAUUGCUCCCAUCGAGAUUGUUAUUCGACAAUUAAGUAUAAUAGAUCAACAAAUCACAGCAACUCGGACUGAAAGAGUGCUUGCCGAAUGGAAUUGAAGCUAUCACGAGCAUUCAUGUUUACGUUAAACAUGUGAAACAUUUCCACAAAAAAAAGAGAGAUUAUAAUCAAAAACAAAGACAUUUAACCUCUUUGUGCUGUUUAGCCUUCUAUCCAACAGGGUAAAAAAAAAAGUGUUCCUUCGCGUUAGUUUAACUGUAGUCUAUAUCGCCAAUAGCUUAGAAGAGAAAUAGCAUUAGCAUCAUUUUUAGAAUGAAGCCACCUGAACAGAACAAAAACUUGAACUUUCUUUGCCACCAAUGGCCUCCGUAGUGUAGUGAUGCAGUAGCUUGGACUUUAAGGUAGCAUGGCUAUGUGUGGCUCUCAUUUCAUUUGAUCGCAAACUGACAGCGCUUUGCAGCUGAUGAAUGUUACUCAUUUUAGUCGACGUAGCUUCUCCAUUCAGGGAGAGGGGAGGGGGACUUGGUUUAAGAAAAAAAAAUCUUUGGAAAAAAAAGCAAUUAAAAAAAAGUCCACCUGGAAGGUGUUGACAUUUAUGUACUACCGUAUCCAUUGAAACUUGAAUCUCGAGGCAAGUGCUAGGCAAUGGCCACACUUCACUUAGCUCGCCCACACGCUGACUUUUCUGUCAUCUUGUCCGCUAGACAAGCAGCGGCUCCGCAUCCACUCAAUUCCACUCUUGAAUGUUCUCCGUCAACGCCACCCCAGAAGAAGCUUAACAAAGCGGCGCUUUUCGAUAAGCUAUCUUGUUUGAAAAAGUGGGCUGUCACCGUGACCACAAAGUUAGUCUUCUUUAUUUUUAUUUGGAGGGGGGGGGGGGUUUGCACAUCUCAUCACACGCUCACCACAGAAGCUUUCAAGAUGGCAGAAAAGAAACGCGUUUAGAGUCAAUUUCCAGUUGAAAGCAUCACCACCUCCCAUGCAAUAGACAUAUGCGUGUGUCUUCAUUAAGUAGGAGUGUCUGACUAAUACUAGCCUGCAGACUCGUGCAUGUGUAGUAGGACUGUCCUGUCCCAUCACUAUUCCAUUGUUGGAGCCCAUCCCAGGUGCAUUGUGGGAGAUGUGUCUUGCAUCGCUCUCGGGCCAUUCCUAACACUUGCCCCCUCUUUUUUCAUUUUUUAUUCCGUUAACCGACUUUUUAUGGCGAGAGACGGACAGACAGACUCGACUGACCUGAUCUGAAAGCAUCUUUCAGGUUACCAUAUAGGCUUGCUAAAGCCCCGUGUAAAAUAUGUGGAAAAUAAUAAUGGAUGGAUGGGGGUCUCUCACAUAUCAAAUGUGGAAAGUCUAAUUUUAUAUUUGUAUUUUCAAAUAAUAAUAUUGACAAAAAAAUUGUCUGUGAAAGGUUUCCAUCCUCUACUGUGGUCCAGAAAUUGAUGUGUCUGUCUGGAAAAUAAAUACAAUAAACUGAAUUGUUAUAUGA